This is a messenger RNA of Carassius auratus (goldfish), 3232 nucleotides long. RefSeq names its product fatty acyl-CoA hydrolase precursor, medium chain-like. Lineage: Eukaryota; Metazoa; Chordata; Actinopteri; Cypriniformes; Cyprinidae. The transcript has 24 exons. The coding region runs from base 96 to 3170 and encodes 1024 amino acids. The record is from RefSeq and is a predicted model, not a curated record.
UUCAAAGUGUGUCCAGAUUGCGCAGUUGAGUUGAUGAGAGUGUGCAGAACGCUUGUGAACACUCAUACUGCUGUGGGACUGAACACGGCCUGACGAUGAGAGGAUCUGUCGUGCUUUCACUCUGCGUCCUGAUCCAGCUGAGUCUACAAAACACAGUCAAAGCAGAGGAUGGACCUGUUUUGCAAACCAAGUUUGGGGCCCUGAAAGGUGUAUAUAUGAAAGCAAAGGGAAAGGACACAGUUGUCCAUUCCUACCUGGGUGUUCCAUUCGCCAAGCCGCCCGUGGGUCCUUUGAGAUUUUCUCCUCCACAGCCUGCAGAGAAAUGGGCCGGAGUGAGAGACUCUACAAAACAGCCCUUCAUGUGUCUGCAGGAAAAGCAGUUAAUUGUAGACUUAGUAGCCAAUCUAUCAUUGAAGUUAGAGGUUCCUGACUCAUCAGAGGACUGUCUUUACCUCAACGUCUACACACCCUCUAAACCUGGAGCAAAUGACAAGCUGCCUGUCAUGGUUUGGAUCCAUGGUGGAGGUCUGUCGAUGGCUGCUGCGUCACUGUUUGACGGACAUGUGUUGGCUGCCUAUCAGGAUGUAGUUGUGGUUCUGAUUCAGUACAGACUUGGCCUACUUGGAUUUUUCAGCACGGGAGAUGAACAUGCUCCAGGAAACUAUGGUCUUCUGGAUCAGGUCGCAGCUCUUCAAUGGGUUCAGGAGAACAUCCACAGCUUCGGUGGAGAUCCUGGAUCAGUGACCAUCUUUGGAGAGUCUGCCGGAGGAGUCAGUGUCUCUUUACAUGUUCUUUCUCCAUUAUCCUCAAACCUCUUCCAUCAUGCCAUCGCAGAGAGUGGUACGGCAGCAAUGGAUGCUAUCAUGAGUCCCAACCCUCUGCCAACAGCCCAAUAUGUAGGAAAUGCAUCUGGCUGUGAUAUUUCCAGCACAAAGAAGAUUGUAGACUGUGUGAUGCAGCUGACAGAAGACGACGUACUCACACUGGUUAAGGAGCAUCCAAUGGUUCGUUUUGGAGUGACGACGGAUGGCCAGUUCCUUCCCAAACCUGUAGAGGAGCUUCUUCAAUCCCAGCAGUUUAAUAAAGUGCCUCUGAUCAAUGGAAUCACGAAUGAUGAGAGUGGAUACAUGCUGCCCAAUUUCUUUUCACCAGAAGGAUGGACAGAUGGGAUGGACGUGGAGCAGAUCUUGCCAUUUUUGACCAUAUUUAACCCCACUCUUCAAGAUCAGUCCGUUGCUGAGCUUGUAUUAAAUGAGUAUUUAGGCACAUCCCCUGACAGGACUGAAAUCCGAGACGGUUUUCGAGAGAUGUUAGGAGACUUUUUGUUCAACAUCCCAGCUCGGAAGGUAGCGAAUUACCACAGAGAUGCCGGUGCUCCAGUAUACAUGUACGAAUUCCAGCACCCUCCAAGUGUACUUCAAAAGAAACGACCUAGUUUUGUUGGAAGUGACCAUGGAGAUGAAGUUAUAUUUGUGCUUGGUUUUUGCUUUGCAGAUGGACAUAUGAAACUGGAAGAGGAACUGUCAGAAGAAGAGAAUGAACUCUGUAGAACUGUCAUGGCUUACUGGGGAAACUUUGCUCGCACUGGGUCUCCGAAUGGUCCAGGCCUCACCAAGUGGCCUAAGUUUGGAGCUGAGGCUGAGUAUCUCAGCAUUGGACUGGAACAAAAACCUGGGAAAGACCUGAAGGGAAAACACUUCACUUUCAUGACUCAAACUCUUCCACAGAUCAUAAAAGAGCGAAAGGAAGGACCUCUAGUGCAAACAAAAUUAGGAUCUCUGAGAGGUGCCUUCUUGACUGUGAAGGGCAAGGACACAGUUGUUAAUAGUUAUCUAGGUGUACCAUUUGCCAAGCCCCCCGUGGGACCCCUGAGACUGGCUCGGCCCCAGCCUGCAGAGAAAUGGGACGGAGUAAGAGAUGCGACCAAACAGCCACUCAUGUGCAUCCAGGACAGGAAAGUUAGUAUCACUGAACUUAAGUUUCUCGGUAUGGAUGUGGAGAUUCCCGAGGUCUCGGAGGACUGCUUGUAUCUCAACAUCUACACUCCAGUCAAACCUGGCCAAGACACAAAGCUACCAGUGAUGGUUUGGAUUCAUGGUGGAGGACUUUCUCUUGGUUCAGCUUCAGUGUAUGACGGCUCCGUUCUGUCAGCGUAUCAGGAUGUGGUUGUGGUGCUGAUUCAGUACAGAUUGGGUCUGCUGGGAUUCUUUAGCACGGGAGAUGAACAUGCGCCAGGAAACUAUGGUUUUCUGGAUCAGGUCGCAGCUCUUGAGUGGGUUCAGGAGAACAUCCACAGCUUCGGUGGAGAUCCUGGAUCAGUGACCAUCUUUGGAGAGUCUGCUGGAGGAAUAAGUGUAUCCACGCUGAUUCUUUCACCAUUGGCUUCUGGUCUGUUUCAUCGUGCCAUUGCAGAAAGUGGGACGGCCUUGUGGGACGGUUUAGUGAUGGGCAAUCCUUUACUGAGGGCUCAGAACGCAGCCAAAAUAUGCAACUGUGACAGCAGCAGCUCAUCGAAGAUCGUCGACUGCAUCAUGCGCUGGUCCGAGGAGGAAGUUCUGCAAUGCUCUAAUCAGUUUGCGAUGAUGCACUUCAGUCUCGCUCUGGAUUCCUAUUUCCUUCCCAAACCUGUAGAAGAUAUCGUUCAGAAACAAGAGUUCAGUAAAGUUCCUCUCAUCACUGGAAUCACUGAUGAUGAGUUUGGCUUUUUACUGCCUGCAUAUUUUGGGGGUAAAGGAUGGAUUGAUGGGAUGAAUAAAGAGCAAGUCAUGAAGGGCCUGACCCUCACGUAUCCUGAUCCCAGGGAUCGAUGGAUCAUUGAUCUGGUGGCCAACGAGUACCUGGGCGACACAAGAGAUCCCAUUCGAGUCCGAGACAUUUACAGAGAGAUGAUGGGAGACGUGUUGUUCAACAUCCCUGCCCUCCAACUGGCAAAAUACCACAGCGCUUCAGGGGCGCCGGUUUACCUGUACGAGUUCCAGCAUCCUCCCAGUAUGAUCCAGAAGAACAGGCCCAGCUUUGUUGGUGUUGACCACGCAGAUGAACUCUUCUUCAUCCAGGGCACCUGCUUCGCUCAAGCCCACCUCAGAGCAACCGCUCCUUUCACAAAGGAAGAGGAAGAGCUGUGCAGGACUGUGAUGGGAUACUGGGGGAACUUUGCACACACCGGGUAAAAUAUCAGAAAAAAAACUUGAUUUAAUUCAUUGGGAAGUGAGAAACUGAAGUCAGCAGGGUA